UCAAGCAUAAAUUCUCGUCCUGCAUUGAGUGUUCAUCAUAAAUAUUUCAUAAUUUAGCUUCAUUUAAUCAAUUACUUUCCUCUCUCUGAAAAAAUGUCUUGCUGUGGAGGAAACUGUGGCUGCGGCUCUGGCUGCAAGUGCGGCAGUGGAUGUGGAGGGUGCAAAAUGUACCCAGAAGAGAAGAGUACUACAGCUCAGACCCUAGUUAUGGGCCUGGCACCCCAGAAGGAGUACUUUGAGGGAUCUGAGAUGGCUGUAGAAGACGAUAAUGGCUGCAAGUGUGGAGCCAACUGCACCUGCGACCCUUGCAAAUGCGGAAAAUGAGAGACCACCCUAUUAACCAGCCUCUACAAAAGCAGAGAAACCCCUCUAUCAUCAAUAUAUAUAUAUAUAGUUAGCAGUGUUGUCUUGUGUUCUUGUGGGGCUAUGAAGCUUGUAUGAUGAUCACAAGCUUUUAUCUUUAAAUAAAUUGGAGUUUGGUUAAUUUCAUGGUUGCUUUGUGUUUGGGUAUCUUGUAUAUGUAUGUGUUGGCAAAAGGAAGUGAGUGUGACAAAUGAAUGAAUCAAUACUUCUUUCUUUUGAUAUUA
Messenger RNA from Cornus florida, 587 nucleotides. RefSeq names its product metallothionein-like protein type 2. NCBI's taxonomy places the organism in Eukaryota, Viridiplantae, Streptophyta, Magnoliopsida, Cornales, Cornaceae. The transcript has 3 exons. The coding region runs from base 94 to 324 and encodes 76 amino acids. The record is from RefSeq and is a predicted model, not a curated record. Gene Ontology annotation, molecular function: metal ion binding.